AUGCCUACACCCGAAUCGGAGUCGUUUCUGCGCCAGAAACCCAAAGUGCCGCCAACAUUCCAGGGCGUGGAUUUCCAAGACAAUGAAGCGGUCGCCGAUGCAAGAGAUGCCAUUGUUCGAGAACAGUGGGUUCAGAGAAUGAUGAGGAGGUUGGUGGGAGAGGAAAUGGGCAAGUGCUACGCGCGCGAGGGAGUCAACCAUCUUGAGAAAUGUGGAAAAUACAGAGACCGCUAUCUCCAGCUCCUCAAAUCUACUCGCGAAGCCGGUUUCCGUGGGCAGCAACAGAAUUAUAUCCCCGGUGUAGACGGCCCCGCAGGCGGACCAGAGAUUCAUACAAACUACCCGAGUGCGCAAGAGGCGAAGGGGUCCAGAGGAUCAGAUCUCAGACCGGGCAACACAACAGGAAAGGGUGGCAAUACACUGUACUAG
Messenger RNA from Cladophialophora psammophila CBS 110553, 429 nucleotides. Its product is annotated as NADH dehydrogenase. The record is from RefSeq and is a predicted model, not a curated record. Bases 1 to 429 code for a protein of 142 amino acids. NCBI's taxonomy places the organism in Eukaryota, Fungi, Ascomycota, Eurotiomycetes, Chaetothyriales, Herpotrichiellaceae. The transcript is spliced from 3 exons.